Talpa occidentalis (Iberian mole) is the source of this 824-nucleotide messenger RNA. It is a transcript of the gene SMCO4, whose product is annotated as single-pass membrane protein with coiled-coil domains 4. Lineage: Eukaryota; Metazoa; Chordata; Mammalia; Eulipotyphla; Talpidae. The coding region runs from base 37 to 384 and encodes 115 amino acids. The transcript is spliced from 2 exons. The record is from RefSeq and is a predicted model, not a curated record.
CCCCACCCCCUGCGCCUUGCAGCCCGGGCGAGGCCCAUGGCCGGUCCCCAGGGCAGAGGGCGGAACCCCGCCCUUUGUGAGGUCUGGUCUCCAGGGCAGGGGCCAGGGGCCGGAACCCGGCGGCGCCCUUACCUGCUUGCGCGCCUGGACCAUAGCAGCUGGACGCAAGGAGCAGCCCACCCGCCGGGCCCGCCUGCUGGGGCUAUGCGGCAGCUGAAAGGAAAGCCCAGGAAGGAGACGUCCAGGGACAAGAAGGAGCGCAAGCAGGCCAUGCAGGACGCGCGGCGGCAGGUGCCCACCGUGGUGCUGCCCACGCUGGCCCUGGCCGUGCUGCUCAUCGUGGUCUUUGUGUACGUGGCCACGCGCCCCGCAGGCACCGAGUGAGGCCUGCCCCUGCCCCCAUCCCCGGCGCCUCCAUGUGCCUUUGGGCCGCCUGGCCCCUCCUGCCGCCCCUCCUGCCGCCCAGCCGGCCGGUGAUGUGUGGGUCCCCGCGCUGCCCACCUCACCCCACCUGCCAAAGCCCUGUCUGUCUGCUCUGCUUCCGUGGUUUGAGCUCUGUCACCCAAAGGUGAGAUAUUUAUUUUUUGAAUAAAGGAGACAAGAGCCUUGUGCUGCAUCCUGCGUGAGCUAACCUGGCCGCGCGCCCCAGGCCCCUGGGGAACUUGCUGGAACCACCUAUGGGGGAGGGGAGGCCCUCACGGGCCUAUUUUAGCAAAACAGAUCCGAGAUCUAACUGGACCCUGAGGCCACUCAGCGGACAGUAGCAGCAGCGUCACCCCUCCCAAGUGGGGCUAGAACCAGGGGACCCAGGUGUGCGCAGUCCA